AUGCUUUUAAAUUGGUGGCACUCAGCCUUAGCUUUGCCUAUUCAGGAAAAGCUUAUUCCAAUACAACCAUUAAGAGAUGAACAAUUACUUCAUCUUUCUAUUGAAAAUAAGCAAAAUAUUGUUGGAUUAUUAUCGCCAACAUUCCUCGAUUUGUAUUUACCUUCACAGCCAAACUUGUUGUCCACUUUACUUAUUCUUCUAAUUAUCACAGUAUUAAGCAUGCUUUUAUUAUUUACAAUGUUAGCACGUAUUCGUUUUAGUCGCUUUUUUGAUACUACACAAACACAAAAAUUGGAUGAGCUUCAUUCUCUGUAGCUGGAUUAAAUAGUAGCAAUAUUAAUCAAAGACGACAAGAGGGGCACAAAACAAACUUUCGUUGCCUAUUAUUCGCUCAUAUCCCUUUAUGGCUUUUAUUAUUAUUUGGGUGUAUUUUAUUUGCCUCUACA
Meloidogyne enterolobii is the source of this 446-nucleotide messenger RNA. The record is from the annotation of a GenBank genome assembly. Lineage: Eukaryota; Metazoa; Nematoda; Chromadorea; Rhabditida; Meloidogynidae.